UCUGUCGGCUGCCUCCGGUGACGUAAUUUGUCACAGCCAAAAGGAAGGAAAAAAAAAAAAAAAAACACUGAAGAUGGCGGCGAUGUGUGACCGGGAGUGAAGGAAGUUGCCCGUAGCCCGGUGUAGCUGCAGUUCGGAAGCCGUGUAUUCAGGUCUUGCAGCAGCUCAUUCGAAGUGGUCAUCUUGUUCUUCCGUUAUGGAUUUUGAACUCUCUUCUUCCCACGCUGAGUGAGCAAGGAGGCUGGGCCGCCAUGGAGAAGAAACGCAGAAAGAAAUGAGCAGUGCACCCAGCCUACUGGCCUCUGACAUGCCGACUUUUCUGAACCCCUAGAACUGUUUGUAGUUACCCGGCUGGACAUUGCCAGUGCCAGCUCUGUGUGCUGAUCUUGCCUCCGCCAACACGGGCCGUGACGUCGCCAUAGAAAUUUCAUGCCGCAUUUUAUGAACAUGAGGUUUGCAAAGUUCUGGCUGAAGCUGGUUGUGAUAUUACUGUGUCUGAAGAAGCACCAGAGCUCCCAGCCGGGAAACUCGUCCCGUGAACCCGAACCCUGUAAUGGCUGCUCCCAUCUUACACUUAGUGUGGAGUUUUCUUCAUCGGUGGUGGAACAUGAAUACAUUGUAGCAUUCAAGGGAUACUUCACAGCCAAUGCAAGAAGCAAGUUUAUCACCAGUGCACUGAGGAGCCGAGGGAUCGAGGACUGGAGGAUUGUACCGAGGAAUAACCCUGCCAGUGAUUACCCUAGCGACUUUGAACUGAUUGAGAUCAAGAGUGAUCAGCGUGAUGGGGUGCUGACAUUAGAAGACCACCCCAACAUCAAGCGAGUCACCCCACAGAAACGCGUUUUCCGUACGCUUAAGUUUGCAGAUGAUGAACCUUCAGCCUCCUGCAAUGAUACAAAGUGGAGUCAGAAAUGGCAGUCAUCUCGUCCGCUCAGAAGGGCCAGUCUGUCCCUCAGCUCUGGAUUCUGGCACGCUACAGGGAGGCACUCUAGCAGGCGUCUCCUGAGAGCGAUCCCACGGCAGGUUGCUCAGACUCUUCAAGCUGAUGUAUUGUGGCAACUAGGGUACACAGGCAGCAAUGUAAAGGUUGCUGUGUUUGACACUGGACUGAGCGAGAAGCACCCACACUUUAAGAACGUGAAGGAACGAACCAACUGGACCAAUGAGAAAACCUUGGAUGAUGGACUUGGACAUGGGACUUUUGUGGCAGGUGUCAUUGCCAGCAUGCGAGAAUGCCAGGGACUGGCUCCAGACUCUGAGUUACACAUUUACCGGGUCUUCACCAAUAAUCAGGUCUCCUAUACGUCAUGGUUCCUUGAUGCUUUUAAUUACGCCAUCCUUAAGAAAAUAGACGUACUGAACCUGAGCAUUGGGGGGCCGGACUUCAUGGAUCAUCCUUUUGUUGAUAAGGUUUGGGAGUUAACAGCCAAUAAUGUGAUCAUGGUUUCUGCAAUCGGAAAUGAUGGACCACUCUACGGGACUCUGAACAACCCAGCAGACCAGAUGGACGUCAUAGGAGUUGGUGGCAUUGAUUUUGAGGACAAUAUAGCUAGAUUUUCUUCAAGAGGGAUGACCACAUGGGAACUUCCAGGAGGGUAUGGCAGGAUGAAGCCUGACAUUGUAACCUAUGGUUCUGGGGUGAGAGGAUCUGGAAUGAAAGGUGGUUGUCGCUCCCUAUCUGGCACAAGCGUUGCUUCUCCUGUCGUGGCUGGAGCAGUGACUCUGCUUGUUAGUACUGUUCAAAAGAAGGAGAUGGUCAAUCCAGCCAGCAUGAAACAGGCUCUCAUUGCUUCAGCGCGCAGACUUCCAGGGGUCAAUAUGUUUGAACAAGGACAUGGCAAAUUAGAUCUUCUUCGAGCCUACCAGAUCCUUAACAGUUACAAGCCACAAGCCAGUUUAAGUCCCGGGUAUGUUGACCUAACGGAAUGUCCCUACAUGUGGCCAUACUGUUCCCAGCCUAUUUACUACGGAGGGAUGCCAACCAUUGUAAACAUCACUAUUCUCAAUGGCAUGGGAGUCACUGGAAGGAUAGUGGACAAGCCUGACUGGCAGCCAUAUCUCCCACACAAUGGUGAUAACAUUGAAGUUGCCUUCUCAUACUCGUCUGUGCUGUGGCCGUGGUCUGGCUAUCUAGCAAUCUCCAUCUCUGUAGCAAAGAAAGCGGCUUCAUGGGAAGGCAUUGCCCAGGGUCAUGUAAUGAUUACCGUGGCAUCUCCAGAAGAAAACGAGAAGAAUGGAGCUGAACAGUUCUCUACGGUUAAACUGCCAAUCAAGGUCAAGAUCAUUCCCACUCCGCCCCGUAGUAAGAGGGUUCUUUGGGAUCAGUAUCAUAACCUCCGUUACCCACCAGGCUACUUCCCAAGAGAUAACCUAAGGAUGAAGAAUGACCCCUUAGACUGGAAUGGUGACCAUAUUCACACCAACUUCAGAGAUAUGUACCAGCACCUGAGAAGUAUGGGCUACUUUGUAGAAGUAUUGGGCUCACCCUUCACAUGCUUUGAUGCCAGCCAGUACGGAACUCUGCUUAUGGUGGAUAGUGAAGAAGAAUUUUUCCCUGAGGAAAUCACUAAGCUCCGCAGGGAUGUGGCCCAUGGGCUGUCAUUGAUUGUCUUCAGCGACUGGUACAACACCUCGGUUAUGAGAAAAGUCAAAUUCUAUGAUGAGAACACCAGGCAGUGGUGGAUGCCAGACACCGGAGGUGCCAAUAUACCAGCCUUAAAUGAUCUUCUGUCAGUUUGGAAUAUGGCUUUCAGUGACGGCAUAUAUGAAGGAGAUUUUACUAUGGCUAAUCAUGACAUGUAUUAUGCUUCUGGCUGCAGUAUUGCCAGGUUUCCAGAAGAUGGCGCUGUUCUGUCACAAACAUUAAAGGACCAAGGACUUGAAGUGUUAAAGCAAGAAACCUCUAUGGUUGAAAAUGUUCCUCUGCUAGGACUCUACCAGACGCCGGCUGAAGGAGGGGGCAGAAUUGUGCUAUAUGGAGACUCCAAUUGCUUGGAUGACAGUCAUCGGCAGAAAGAUUGCUUCUGGCUUCUUGACUCCUUACUCCAAUACACUUCCUAUGGAGUGUUGCCGGCAAGUCUCAGCCACUCUGAAAAUAGACAGAAGCCUCCAACUGGUGAAGGGAUCCCACCGCCAGAGAGAAUGGAAGGAAAUCAUCUUCAUCGCUAUUCCAAAGUGUUAGAAGCUCAUUUGGGAGACCCCAAACCUCGACCAUUGCCAGCUUGUCCUCAUUUAUCCUGGGCCAAACCACUGCCCCUCAAUGAAACUGCUCCUAGCAACCUGUGGAAACAUCAGAAACUGCUAUCAAUAGAUCUGGAUAAAGUGGCUCUACCUAACAUUCGUCAAAAUCGUCCACAAGUGAGACCAUUGUCACCUGGUGAAAGUGGAGCCUGGGAUAUGCCUGGAGGAAUUAUGCCCGGACGCUAUAACCAGGAUGUGGGCCAGACCAUUCCCGUCUUUGCGUUUCUUGGUGCUAUGGUAGUACUGGCUUUCUUUGUGGUACAAAUCAACAAGGCCAAGAGCAAGCCAAAGAGACGGAAACCUCGAGUCAAGCGACCUCAACUUAUCCAGCAGUUUCACCAACCAAAGACUCCGUCUGUCUGAGCUACAAGACAGAUCUAUGAGCUCUGAAACAAACUAGUCCUAUAGGUUUUCUCUGACCAAAACUGGACAUCGGUGGGAAUGGCUUCUUUUAUAUAUUUAUUAUGUACAAUAAAUCCCUUAUUGAAGGGCUUCUCACUACCAAAAAGGGACUGGGGCAAAUGCAAUAUGAUAAGAAGAUUUGUGCUCAGCACAAACCAAAUCCAGACACGUUUAAAGAGGACGUUUACCCCAAAUCAGUGACUUUUAUUUUUAUACAUGUGUUUUUGUUUUUUUUGUAAUUUUGACCUUGAUUCCAUCUUCACUGGUGGAUUUUGUUUUCAAUAAAUAAGCAGCUUGUAAUAAAGCACAAUGUACUGCCCCCUA
Bufo bufo (common toad) is the source of this 3966-nucleotide messenger RNA. RefSeq names its product membrane bound transcription factor peptidase, site 1 (gene MBTPS1). NCBI's taxonomy places the organism in Eukaryota, Metazoa, Chordata, Amphibia, Anura, Bufonidae. Gene Ontology annotation, biological process: proteolysis. Gene Ontology annotation, cellular component: Golgi apparatus. The transcript has 23 exons. Gene Ontology annotation, molecular function: serine-type endopeptidase activity. The record is from RefSeq and is a predicted model, not a curated record. The coding region runs from base 430 to 3603 and encodes 1057 amino acids.